AGGAUAUAGUAACUCAAACAAUCACUCUUUACACCCGUGGUGAGCAGAAAAGCAUCUCAGAACAUGCAGACAGACAGAAAGUAAGACAGACAAAGACAGACAGAAAGACAGACAGAGAGGCAGAGACAGAAAGAAAGAUAGAAAAAAAGACAGACAGAAAGACAGAUGGACAGAGAGACAGAGACAGAAAGAAAGACUGACAGAAAGAAAGAUAGAAAGAAAGACAGACAGACAGACAGACAGACAGACAGACGGACGGACAGAAAGAAAGACGGACAGAAGGAAAGAUAGAACAAAAGACAGACAGACAGAAAGUAAGACAGAGAGGCAGAAAGAAAGACUGACAGAAAGAAAGAUAGAAAAAAAGACAGACAGAAAGAAAGAAAGACAGAAAGACAGAUGGACAGAGGGACAGAGACAGAAAGAAAGACUGACAGAAAGAAAGAUAGAAAGAAAGACAGACAGAAAGACAGACAGACAGACGGACAGAAAGAAAGAUAGAACAAAAGACAGAGACAGAAAGUAAGACAGAGAGGCAGAGACAGAAAGAAAGACUGACAGAAAGAAAGAUGGACAGAAAGAAAGACGGAUAGACAGACAGACAGACAGACAGACAGACGGACAGAGAGACAGAAAAACAGAAAGAAUCGGUUCCAAAGACUACUGGAGCUGAUCUGGGUUUCUUGCCUUUAAUGUCAGCCAUCUGUCUAAAACAAAUCUUCUAUUCUCUUUGGCAGGAACAAAGAAGCCAUGGAAUUCCAAAUCGCAAGGAAAAAUCAAAGCCUCACCACGGCAGAGGAGAUGAGAAACCAAACUAAGAUUAUAAUGCAGCCCUACAUCAGCUGGGAGGAGUACCUAACUCCUGCACCACUCUCCAUUGCCAUCAUGGCAGAACUGGCCUGUUUAUCUUCCAAAACAGAUUUCUCCAUCAACAAAAACCCACCCAAGGAUGGCUACAAGUACAUCAGAUACCCAGAUUCAUUUCGUGCCUGCCUCAUGCAAGUGUGUAACUCUGGCUGGUGGGCGUUCAAUGAGGCCCACAACAACAUGGAUCAGAUCAGACUCCACACAAUCACCGUUCCAAAUUACAUGAAGAAUGCUGUAAAGAUUCUGUUCCAAGGCAGCAGUGAGGUCGUUCAAGCUCAUCUCCCUGACCAGCUAGAGAACAUCCGUACCAUUGCAGACCACUGCAUCGAGCUGGCCAAUGCAACAGAAAUGCGGUUUGCUGAAGUCAUCAAUAUUAUCCAAGAACUGCUGGAAGUGUGUCUACAAGCCAGGAAUCUUUACGGAGGGGAGUUGGAUGCGAUCAUGAAGACACUAGAUGAGAGUAAAUUGAGAGAGGAGUCAUCCAAAGAAGCUGUUACACGCUCUCAGACGGCAGUCAAAGCUCUGGAAGAAGAAAUGAAGGAAGCACAUAAAAGUUACAACAAAGCAAUGAAUAGGGAAAUGAUGGCUAUGGAUUUUUUUGGAGUGGUGACCGACGGCCUAACGGGUAUAUUUCAAGGACUCUCGGCUCUGGUGACUCGCCCGGUAAGCCGAACGUGUAAAGCUACGACGGAAAUUGCUGACACAAUUAGCCACAUUAAAGGUGGUGAAGACUUGGCUGCUGAUCCUGUGGAUGAAAUUAACAUCUAUAGCAAGUCAGCAGAAAUACUGAAAUGCACAGAGAUUAUUGAGCAGUUUGUGCAGGAGGACAAGAUCGACUGGGAAGUCUUGUACGAUCAAAAAAACAAUGCUACAAUAACAGAUUUCCCAGCAAUGCAGUUCAAACGAAUUAUGAGCAAUUUGGAAAAAAUCCCAAAAUGCCAAUCGAAGGCUUAUGCCCAAAAUAUAUGCGGAGAGGGCAUUAAGAUCUGUAAAGAACUAGCAGAAUACGCACCGAAUGGGAAAUGUGAAGAAGCCAAGACUGAGGCGUUGAUCGGGAGAAUCCGAGAAUUGACCCAGUCGGCUGGCCGAUUUGACAGCAAAAGCAAAGACCUGACAAAGUCUCCUUCCCUGACUCCCAAACCACCAAUGAUGUUCAAGGAAGAAAGUAAAAUGGAGAGGACGAGCGCUUCGCAAAGGGCAUCGAAGAACGCCAGGUUCCGCAUAGAACAGAGCCGUGCUCAGAUUAACAAGACCAGAGAGCUCUAUGACAAGAAUGUAGAGAACAUGGAGAAGAACCAAAAGGAGCUGACUGACAUCCUGGUCACCAUGAGAAACUGUCAAGUCAAAGAGAUCGACUUCAACACCACCAUAGAAAUGCUGGUCAAAGGUCUGGAUGCCAUGGGAAAAGUGAAGAAACAGUGGGAGAAGAUGGUGCACUUUUUUCAAAUGGUGUCCAACAUUGUAAAAACCAGCCUGAACAGAACUCUCAAAGAUUUCGCCACCGCCUCCGAGAAGACACACUCACUUUCUUACAACGAGAAGCUUUUCCUCAAAGACCUGCUCUACAAUCAAGUCUUUCAGGCCACCAACAUCGCCAACCUGGUCCACAUGAUCUCAAGCACCUACACCGAGGUGUCCGGACAAUACCUCAUGGACAGCGUCAGCUCUCUGGGAAUGCUUUUGUCCAUGGAUGUGGAAAGUCCAGAGUUUCUGCACAAGCGUAUACAGAUGUGGGACUCCUGUGACAUGGCUCAGAAAGGCAUCUUAUGCCUUGUGCUCAAGAAUAAGAAUGAGUUUGAAAGGGAGACCAAUUCAAGACUGGAGAAUGUCAGUAAAGAGUUGCUUGCCAUUCUCCCCUCCGCCAAACCUGAAGAGAUACGGUCUAUUCAAGAAGCCGUCAAAAGCGGAUUCACAGAGGAAGAAGAAUCCGAAUAUGCCUGAGACAAAGAACUUUUCCCACUCGUCCACUAGUAUGGCGAUUAUAAUGCGGUCUAUUGUACUCGGAACUUGUAAAAACCCGACGUCCGACAGCGAACCACGCGACGAAACGGUCCUUCGAAUCAGAAUUCCA
This is a messenger RNA of Ictalurus furcatus (blue catfish), 2938 nucleotides long. RefSeq lists its product as uncharacterized. The record is from RefSeq and is a predicted model, not a curated record. The coding region runs from base 751 to 2808 and encodes 685 amino acids. The transcript has a single exon. NCBI's taxonomy places the organism in Eukaryota, Metazoa, Chordata, Actinopteri, Siluriformes, Ictaluridae.